UCAUUUGAUUUGGGUGUCGCUUUGCCACCACAUAUAAGACUUCUGUUACAGUUGAUUUAGCUCUUUCUCUGCGGUUUCACAGGCAUUUCUGUUGACUUUUAGCAGAUGAUAUUUUUUUGUGUGAUGACAUGGCUUAUCCAUAGAUGCAGUACGUCACUGAGUAUUGUCAGAUGCAGGCAAACAUCAACCCAGGCUUCUACCUGUUGAUUAUGAGAUUCCUAAAGACAUGACCACGAAGGAGGACGACCGCCCCCAUGUCCGAUUUAGUAUGCUUCAAUUAGAUAUCAAUGAAAAUGGACUUCCAGACAAUGCUACGGCCAAACGUGCCAAAGCCUCUCGUCGACUCAUGCUGGUGGUGAUCGUGUGUGUUCUAGCUGCCGUCAUUUUGGCCACCAUUGCUCUGGCUGUUGGACUUGCACUCACAGGCGAUGUCAGAAGGGCUGUGAAUGCUGCUGAGGCUAACAUGAAAUCAACAUUGAGCAUCUCCUACUCUGUGUCAUCUUCCCCAACACCAUCAACCCCACCAUCUCCACCAACCACAACCUCUCCCUCAGCGUCGCUGUCCCAGACAACUCACAUUCCCAUCACUCGUACGAUCUCCAUAAAGCCAUCUCCCACCGCUUCAGGAACAGCUAUCUCUCCGUCACAUACAUACCAGAUCUCUUCCAGUGAGAGUGACCUCACCUCUACAGCACAUAUCUCCCCAACUCAUACCUCUGUUCUUUCUUCUUCAAUUGCAUCCUCUCCUGUAGCAGAGACCUCGUCUGCAGCACCGCCAACAUCAUCCAGAGUGCUUGACACCACCACACCACCAGCAUGUGGGUCUGACCAGCUCCGCUGUGACAGUGGUCAGUGUGUAGACGGCAGCUCCAGGUGCAACAGGAAGAUUGAAUGCUUUGACCAGUCUGAUGAAACCUCCUGUUCAGAAUGUCAGCAGUCAGGAGGCUACCAGUGUGCCUCAGGCCUGUGUUUGUGGGACGGCAAGCGCAGAUGCAAUGGACGCUUUGACUGUGCCGACCUUAGUGAUGAACUCAACUGUCCUCGGAGAAGCAAUUACCAUGUGUGCAAGAAUGGAAUGCAGAUUAUACAAGGGCUGGUGUGCAACGGCGUUGAUGACUGUUAUGACAACAGUGAUGAAGAGGACUGUCGGUGUCACUCAGGCCGUGUGCCCUGCCUGGAUGGCAAGUGUAUCAUGAGGGAGUGGAUGUGUGACGGCUACCCUGACUGUGUCAAUGGCACGGAUGAGGCAGGCUGCAACCAGUGUUCUGCGAGUGAGUUUGUGUGCAAGGACUACCAGUGUCUCAACUACAGUCGGGUGUGUAAUGGAGUCUUUGACUGUGCCGAUGGGGAGGAUGAACGUGAGUGCGUACAUCUACGGAACCCCAACUCAACAGUUCCAUCCGACCUCACCAUACAGAAGGAUAAGGCUAGGUACUUGGUGUGUGCUGAUGAGUGGAUGGAUGCCAACAGCAACUUCAUAUGUCAAGAGUUAGACAUGUCCUAUCAGUCUACAAGCUUCCAGGAAGUAAGAAACACCUCUUCCAAUGCCGCCUACCUUCUUCUGAAACCAGCUGCCAUGUUGAGUAGAGAUCAACCAGUCAGCUCCUUCUUCACCCAAAGGUCCGCCUGUCCAUCACUGACGACUGUAGCCCUGUCUUGUGUACAGCAAGAAUGUGGACAGCAAAAGGCCACCUACAUCACCCCUUAUGUUGUUGGUGGGAACAUACCACAGGAAGGGAAGUGGCCCUGGGUUGUCUCCCUUUCCUACCAGGGUGCAGCACAGUGCGCCGGCGCCCUCAUCAACAAGCAGUGGGUGAUCACUGCUGGACACUGUGCUUCAAGGCCAGGUCGUUUUAGUUAUGUGACGACAUUCUCAAACAUUGAAAUUCUCCUUGGUACGGUGGACAGACAAGGCGGGUCCACCCAUGCAGAGAGAGUACGUGCAGCCAACAUCAGCUACCACUACAACUUUACCGGUGCCGGGACUCUGGACUGGGAUGUCGCCCUGGUGCAGCUGGAGAGACCGGUGGAGUUCACAGACUACAUCCAGCCAAUAUGUCUGCCUUACGAGGGACAGACCUUCCCCUACCCCUCCCUGUGCUACCUGGCUGGGUGGGGACUAGUCAACAGCGUGCAAUAUUUAUCCCCUGAGAAGCUGCGAGAUGCAAAGAUGCUGGUGUGGGAUCGGGAGAGGUGUGAGGACAACACUGGCAGUAGCAACAACUCUACCCUGUGUGCCGGCUACAUUAACGGCCCGCCUGCAGGCUGUCAAGGUGACAGUGGAGGGCCGUUGAUGUGUCAGGAGGAAGCAGGAAGUGGCUGGGUGCUGGCGGGAGUGAUGAGCAGUGGGACCAGCACGUGCGAGAACUACCCCUCCUCCCAGGCCAACAGGUUUGCCCACAUCGCCAGUGUCAGGAAGUGGAUACAGUCAGUCAUAGCUGGAUCUUAGUAUAACCAUUAGGUGAUCCUAACAUUGCAAGUGUCAAGAAGUGGAUAGUCAGUCAGAGCUUGAUCUUAGUAUAACCAUUGGUUGAUCUUAACAUUGCCAUUGUCAAGAAGUGGAUAGUCAGUCAGAGCUUGAUCUUAGUAUAACCAUUGGUUGAUCUUAACAUUGCCAGUGUCAAGAAGUGGAUAGUCAGUCAGAGCUUGAUCUUAGUAUAACCAUUGGUUGAUUGACCAUUGCCAGUGUCAGGCAAUGGAUAGAUUCAGUAAUAGCUGGAUCUUAGUAUAACCAUUGGCUGACUGAACUUUAACAAAUUGCUGGUCUUAGUAAUUGCAUGACACUGAUUGCACUGAUCUUAGUAUUGGAAUACUAUUGGUUUUUGUGUUGACAUAAGCUGAUCAUAUUAUUGGCAUAUGCCUGUGAUCUUUGCCUUGGCAUAUUCCUGGUCUUAGCACUGGCAUGAGACAAAUCUAAGACCCAAAGAUCCUGCGCCGAGCUUUUCACUGAGACUAAUCUUGUCUUCGACAUGAGACUGGUAUAUGACAGUAAUCUCAAUUGGUUUAAGAAUAUUCUUGUAUUUUGGGUAUCAUAUAAAUUGGCUAAUGAUAAGUUUAUAAGUGUUAAUUAACCUUUGAUUAUUCCACAUGAAAGCAUUGUAUGAUUUCCUGGAUCUCAUGUAAAAAAUAACGUUAAUAUGACGUUAGCAGUGUUAGUCUGGGAGUGAGUGGAAAGUGAUGUAUUUCUUUACAUGCGAUAUCCAAACAAUGGUUGUGUCAUUGACGGAUCUCCUGACAUGUGUUACUGAUAUCAUUAUACAUGUAUGUUGAUGAGAUAUUUAUUAUCAAGGACAGUGUACAUAUUAUGUUAUUGCUUGUUUUUAUUUGCAGUUCUGGUUGUGCAUUUUGAUAUCUUGUGUUACAAGCCCCGGUCUUUCGUGUUACUUGUUAUUUCAUUGGUUGUGAUCUGAAUGAUAGUAUUCUACAGGGUUACCAUGGUUACCACUGGUCAAAACCCCUGGUAGAUGGAUACCCAUGAUUAUACAGAGGUGCAACAACCUAUUUGCAUUUUCUUAGCCUGUUUUACGUGAUCUUCCUUGUGUACUAUGAAGCCCUUUUGAUGUGUGCUUGGUUAUUGUUAUAGUUUUGGCAUGUGUUGAGAUUUGUAUGGGGUGGGGGGUUACGAUCCACCGAUAGCUACUGUCAAAUGUGUGUGUGUGUGGGGGGGGGGGGGGCCUCAGGUUUUACGUUCCACCGAUAGCUACUGUCAAAUGUAUGGGGUCACAGGUGGCCCAGUCACACAAAAGUUUGCUGUUCAGAAUUGCAUCCCCUACACAUACGUGAUCCUAUGAUUCUGGGUUUGAAUCCCAGAUUUUCCUUGAUUGUGAUCAUUUUUACAUAUCAUACUUGCUUGUGGGUUAGUGUUUAGUAGUAUGUUGGUCUUUUAUAUACUACACCUCUCUGUCUAAUACAGGGGAGAUGUUUGAUGUCUUCCAACCACUGGGUUGCUUAAUAAGGGGAAACGUAAAAGAUCAGGAGUUCAGGCUUGGUGACGUGGAUAAUAUCAAUCACUGGAUUAUACGGCCCUGACUUGAUUAUGUACAGGCCUCUGUUACAUAGCUUGAAUAUUCUUGAGUAUGGCAUUUAACACCAAACAAAUGCCAUGACAGUCUCAUGAAAUUCGAUCGUUUACUCUGAUACAAUACUUCACUACUUUAUGAUCUGAGAACACUUGCAUAGGAUGUCGAGUCAGGUGAACACUGAGUGACCUUUGAUGAUCCGAAUCUAAAUUAAGAAUGUGUGGGUUCUUGAACCAAUCAGAUGUCAUCUUCCUUAAAUGAUUUUGCUUCAUUUCUUUACUAAAUUUAGACUUUAACGAAAGAAAAUCCAUGCAGGACACAAGUAUUCCUUCAAUGGCACUUCCUUUUGGGUGUUGAUACCACGGAGUAUGACAAGGUGUAUAAAAUAUCCACAACAAUAUUCUGGCACAACCUUCAUUAUGAACUUUCGGAAAAGGUUAUGUCAAUCUCAUUAAAAUCAGAUCUUACUUCUCGCUAUUGCUAAACAAAGAUCUGUGGACAUCCCAUUGCAGGUCACGUCAUCCAACCAGAGAUAAUAAAAGUGACAGUCAGAAUGUGUUUCCUAAACAUGCAAACUCAAAACUGGCAGGAGUGAUGAGCAGUGGGACUAGCACGUGCGAGAACUACCCCUCCUCCCAGGCCAACAGAUUUGCCCACAUCGCCAGUGUCAGGAAGUGGAUACAGUCAGUCAUAGCUGGAUCUUAGUAUAACCAUUAGGUGAUCUUAACAUUGCCAGGGUCAAGAAGUGGAUAGUCAGUUAGAGCUUGAUCUUAGUACAACCAUUGGUUGAUCUUAACAUUGCCAGUGUCAAGAAGUGGAUAGUCAGUCAGAGCUUACUUCUCGCUAUUGCUAAACAAAGAUCUGUGGACAUCCCAUUGCAGGUCACGUCAUCCAACCAGAGAUCAUAAAAGUGACAGUCAGAAUGUGUUUCCUAAUCAUGCAAACUCAAAUUAUUUAACAGAGGGUAUUCCGAACGACAGUUACGGGUUUUAUGAUUAUAUCCAUACAAUUUAGGCCAUCUAUAAGCCAUUCCAGAAUGUUCUUUUUAUCAGUUUUAAAAUUUUUAAUCGAGAAUACGUCAAAAUAUGUUUCGAAGCGUAGUGCCAUUCUGAAACUACUGUUGUAAAGCUCGAGAUAGCUGCCUUGUUUGGCUAAUGUAGAUUUCUUGUGAGUCAUUUCAUUGAUCAGUCAAAGUUCGCGUAAGGUCGUUCUGAUAUGCCCCUUAAUGGGAUGUCCUCAGAUCUUUGUUUAGCGGUAGUGAAAACUAAGAUCUGAUUUUAAUGAGAUUGAGGUUGUGUUAGCUCAUUUUAGAUAUAUAGAAAUCAGAUAUGCCGGUCUGAAUGUUUUUCCCACUCAUACCGACAAUUUAGAAGCCACGGUGCUGAUUGGUUGAUUAGAAAGUUCCCUUGGUGCAUCCUCCGAAGGAGAUGCCUCAGAUCUUCAUGCAGAGAGGUAUUGUAUCGGAGUAAAAGUUCAGAUAUUACCGGUAAUGAGAUUGACAUAAUGAAAAAUGAAUAGGUACCUUGAUACAUUCAUCAGUUUGCCACAUCCCUACAUUCUGCAGCUGAUGGUGUGUAUUGUGCUGGUGAUGGGUGGAUGUAUGUUUCUUGUUUCAUGAUCUGCAGUUUGAUGCUGCAGAGAUGAAUUCUGUGAAUUGUUUUAUGUUUGUCAGCAGCAGCUGAUGCUCUUGUUCUCUUGAUGCAUGGUCACAUCACGUGGUCCUUCUCUUGAUGGAUGGUCACACCACGUGGUCCUUUCCUUUGAUGGAUGGUCACAUCACGUGGUCCUUCUCUUGAUGGAUGGUCACACCACGUGGUCCUUCUCUUGAUGGAUGGUCACACCACGUGGUCCUUCUCUUGAUGGAUGGUCACAUCACGUGGUCCUUCUCUUGAUGGAUGGUCACAUCACGUGGUCCUUCUCUUGAUGGAUGGUCACAUCACAUGGUCCUUCUCUUGAUGGAUGGUCACACCACGUGGUCCUUCUCUUGAUGGAUGGUCACACCACGUGGUCCUUCUCUUGCUGGAUGGUCACAUCACGUGGUCCUUCUCUUGAUGGAUGGUCACAUCACGUGGUCCUUCUCUUGAUGGAUGGUCACAUCACGUGGUCCUUUCCUUUGAUGGAUGGUCACAUCACGUGGUCCUUCUCUUGAUGGAUGGUCACAUCAUGUGGUCCUUCUCUUGAUGGAUGGUCACAUCACAUGGUCCUUCUCUUGAUGGAUGGUCACAUCACGUGGUCCUUCUCUUGAUGGAUGGUCACAUCACGUGGUCCUUUCUUUUGAUGGAUGGUCACAUCACGUGGUCCUUCUCUUGGUGGAUGGUCACAUCAUGUGGUCCUUCUCUUGAUGGAUGGUCACAUCAUGUGGUCCUUCUCUUGAUGGAUGGUCACAUCACGUGGUCCUUCUCUUGAUGGAUGGUCACACCACGUGGUCCUUCUCUGUGGUCUUUUGUCAGCAGGGAAAGUGUUCAUGUACUUGUCACUGGGAGUAAUUACAUGUGUAUCUCAGCACAGAAUAUCUUCUCAUUUAAUGCAUUAUUUUACAAAGAUUCUUGUGAUGAAAAGUGUUCAAACUCUGUUCAGCAAAAGACUGAGAAAAUGGACUCAUUUACAAAGUCAUCACUCAGGACAAAAUCGACUGAUUAUGAAAAUAUUUUGUGUAGAUAAAACAUUUUGAGUGUGAGACAGGAAGACACGGCUUUAAUUGGUGGAGGAAGUAUAAGAACUAUUUUUUAUAGUUUUCAUCAACAGCAUCCCAAUCACUGGGAUGUGGCUCAAAAAUUAUAAUUUGAAUUACAAUGAUAACUUUUGUGAUGUGUCAGUUCUUAUGUCAUAUUUCCAAGGAUGGAAAAUCAUAUCAGAAUUAUUUUGAUGUUUAUGGAUAGGUACCACAGUAGGCACAAAUGAAAUCAAGAAAAAUGUGGUUUCGUUUUGCAUUUUUUUUAAAUGUUGUGUUCAAAUGUGCGUUUCUAGAGUUAGUGAGUUAUUAUUUAAGGACAUGAUCCCAUGCAGCGGCCAGCAUUUUACAUCACAGUCAGCAAUAUUCUCAAUAUAUCACAACGACCUCAAACAAUCAAGUCAGUGCCAAGCAAAGCUGUGGUUGACAGCAUGAGCAACAAUCCACACAGUGGAUCACUGUCAGUGAGACCAACCGACCCUCAUUGUAGACAUCCCCUGUGAAGAUCUGGGUUAGAAUUAGUCUUCAGCAACCCAGGCUUGUUGUAAAAGGUGACUAACUUGAUUGGGUGGUCAGGCCCACCAACUUUGUUGAUGCAUGUCAUCGUAUCCCAUUUGUGUAGAUCGAUGCACAUGCUGUCAAUCACUGGAGUAUUUGAUCCAGACUUGAUUAUUUACCGACUGUCAUCAUAUGGCUAGAAUAUUGGAUUGCAGCUUUAAACAACAAACAAACAAGGCAUGUGAUUGGCCACUGCCAGUUAUUGGAUUGCUGAUCAGGAAUCUGGUAACGUCCUAUUUCCAGAGUUUUAAAUAGUAUAUCAAAGAAUAGUGUACUUAGCAGCUUGGUCAUGAUUGCCAAAAAUCCCAGACAAUGCGUGGGAUACGUUUUCAAAGUCUUCCAUCCCUAGCCUGCAUGAGCCUCACGUAAUUGUGUUGGUGUUUAUGUUACACCUCUAGUUGAAGUUGGGAAUCACUUCAAUAUCCAGGAGUCAUUGCUUUGAAGCAAAGGACUAGACAUCUACUGAAGCAAAGAAAGAUGAUUGGAGUCUGUCUCACAUACAUGUAUAGGGGCGGUGGUGUAGCCUAGUGGUUAAAGCGUUCGCUCGUUCUGCCGAAGACCUGGGAUUGAUUCCCGACAUGGGUACAAUGUGUGAAGCCCAUUUCUGGUGUCCCCCGUCAGGAUAUUGCUGGAAUAUUGCUAAAAGCAGCGUAAAGCACUCAGUCACUCGCAUACAUGUAUAUUCAGUGAGUGAGUGAGUUGGCUUUAACGGUAUUCCAGUUAUAUCACGGUGAGUCAGCUUAAUGAGGGAGGAAAGCCCAAAGUGAUGCAGUUCUAAAACGAGCACGGGUAUAGUGCUGACAAAACUAGAAACAUAAUGUAUAUUGCAAGAACAAUACUAAUGUUAACAUGGUUAAGAAAUUGUGAUCGAUUAAACAAAUUGAUCCUGAAUUCUGCUGACUGGAUAUUGAUCAUAUUGAUUAAACCUAUGACUGCUGUGUCAAUGUAAUGAGUGUCCUUGAGUUAAGUGCAAAAUCACUGCCACUGGCUGGAAACUGGCCAGUAAUGGUGGAACAUCUCACCAAGCCCAGCCAGCAUGAUCCUCAUGUAGAUGGUCCUCAUCGGCACAAUACAAAGUUAUCGGGGGAAACAUUCAGACAUUGUGAAACAGCAAUAUUGAACUGCUGUAAAGUUAUUUGCAGAAUAGAUCUGAUUCAUAGAAAGACAUGUGGGUCAGACCAUUUCAUAUUUCUGGGGAAGGGAUUUUUGUUAGGUAUUUUUUCGGUCACUUGUUCCAAAUGUACAAUUCAUCACUUGGUCAGUGUCUUAUGUUUCAUGCAUUGAUCACUGGAAGUGUGUUGAUUUAUGGUCUGAUGAUGUAUCAGGCAGUUCAGUUCCUUUAUCUAUGACUGUCCCCAAUAACCAUGUCAUUUCUGUCUCCUUGACAUUGGUGACUUGAAAGGAAAGGAAAAUGCCCUUUUCAUUGUGUAGCACAGGUAGUCAUGUUGUUUUGUUGUAAAUCUAAUAGUAUUUUACUCUGAAUUUGGAGAUAAACAUCCUGUGAUUUCAAUGUAGAGCUUAAAUUUAAUCCUUAAAAUUGAGUUUGGAAACGAAAUGGCAAUGACUAAAAAAGUGGUACUAUUCUAUAAAUAUUUCCUUCUACGGUGAUGAGGAUGUUGAAUCAGAUGUUUUAUUGAGAGGGGAUUUAUUGUGAUUUAAUAACGUCUGAUUGACCAAUCAUGUAAUUUCCAAAUUCAUGGUAGAAUGACUGUUUUUCCUCUGUGAAUUAGACAUUAGUUUUAAGCAAUCGAUGUAAAUCGUGUCUGUGAACUUGACAUCCAGCACAUGACUGUUUAGCCUCUGUCAACAUUCUGUGAUGUCAUUCUAGUGUUUUCACCUUACCCUUGCACUAGACCCCAUUCCAUUCCAGUCAAGUCCUUAUCAUGGUAUCAGGCCUGAUCCUAUCUCCUGGGUCUUUCUACAUUGAUCCUGUGGAUUUACAUUACCAAUGCCACAUGCUGACUUUCAUUGUCUUAUUGAACACUGUUAUCCUUAUAUCUUACCUGUGGCCUCCUUGUUUAUUUUGUUCUGCAUGUUCAACCAAGUGAAGUGGUAUAGCCCAGUGGUAAAGGUGUUGGUUCAUCAGAAUGAACACCUGGGUUCAGUUCCACAUAUCUGAAAGGUGUGUGAAGCCCUUAUAAAAAAUCCCCCAAAUUGGCGUAAAGUCACUUCCAUCCAAGCCAAUGUUGUCUGUACUCACAGAGUGAUAUAGUUGUCUGAACAGACAGUGUGUGGUGUCUGUAUCAACCUUCAAUCUCCAGACAAUACACAACUCUGGGAAGGGAGGUUCUUUCAUAAAAUUUGUUCAUUAAAUAAUUUUACAGAAUUUUUAUGCAAGUCAUGUGAAAAAAGAUGAGUAACUUCACAGAUAAAUUAUGAAUGUUAUUUUUGUGCUAUUUAUGACAACCUGGGCGAAUCUUUCCAAACUGUUUUAAAAAUUCUGCCUUGAGAACUUUGAGUCCUCACUUUUUGGAAUGUUGUUUGCAGAUAUUGAUUUGAAAUUCAUUGGAGGUUCUGUCAAGCAUAUUUCUAGCCUUCAUGAAUGUGACAAUGUCCAAUCUGGUCUGUCUCUAUGUUUAUUACCUACACAUAUUUCCAGGUGCUGCUGCGCAACAUUGAUAAGUGCUUCUUAAUGCUUCUCUUAAGGAAGAAGUCUAUGCCUUGUUUUUUAUGAUUAUUUAUUGACACUAAUAAACUCUUUUUAUGAUCUAA
Messenger RNA from Haliotis rufescens (red abalone), 9960 nucleotides. Its product is annotated as atrial natriuretic peptide-converting enzyme-like. Gene Ontology annotation, cellular component: membrane. The record is from RefSeq and is a predicted model, not a curated record. The transcript has 15 exons. Gene Ontology annotation, biological process: proteolysis; acrosome reaction. Bases 227 to 2449 code for a protein of 740 amino acids. Gene Ontology annotation, molecular function: serine-type endopeptidase activity; protein binding. Lineage: Eukaryota; Metazoa; Mollusca; Gastropoda; Lepetellida; Haliotidae.